Nicotiana tabacum (common tobacco) is the source of this 617-nucleotide messenger RNA. RefSeq lists its product as uncharacterized. Lineage: Eukaryota; Viridiplantae; Streptophyta; Magnoliopsida; Solanales; Solanaceae. The record is from RefSeq and is a predicted model, not a curated record. Gene Ontology annotation, molecular function: zinc ion binding.
AACUAAGUAGCAGUGAGCAAGCUGAAGAUGAAGUAUCUUCUUGAAAUCACAGCUAACUUGACCCACAUUGUCGAAAUGACUCCUGAAGAUGGAGUUGAUGAUCCAAACAUGCCGUAUUUCUUUCGGCUCAAAUGUGAGAACUGUGACAUUGUAUCGAAAGAACAGUGUGUGUACCCCAGCGAAGUUGUGUACCAUAAACGUAAGAGAGUAAACCACGUUAUAAAGUGCAAGGGGUGUAAAAGAGUAGGAACAGUUAAGUUGGUUCCUGGUUCUGAAUCCGUAUUUACUGCCGCAGCUGCAGCGGGAGGAAUUUAUAUGCCUCUAAUGAUGUUUGAAUGCGAGGGGCUGGUUCCCCAACAAUACGCCUUCAAUGGAGGCUGGAAGCUCACCACUGAUACCGGGGAGGAUAUCAUGGUGAACUUAGUGAACGGCUACUUUGCGGGUAGCGAAGAUGAAUAUGGUGAUAAUCAGCCUGUUGUGGCGAACGUCAGGGGAAGGUUUACACCUCAGUGAGAAUGAGUACUGUGUUAAUGUUUUAAUUAAGUGGGUUUAGGAAAUAAAACUUGCACUGUGCAAGUUAUGUUUAGGCUUUCUUAGUGUGUGUAGUAGCAACUUUG